CCUUGGACAAGACUCGACUUCUGGCACCUACGUGAGACCCUGGCAGAUCCCAGGCCAUGUGGCUGUACCUGGGGGCCCUGGUGGCUCUGUACCACCUUAUGCGCUGGUACCGGGAGAGGCAGGUGGUGAGCCAGCUGCGGGACAAGUACGUCUUCAUCACGGGCUGUGACUCGGGCUUCGGCAACCUGCUGGCCAGGCAGCUGGACCUGCUGGGCUUGAGGGUGCUGGCUGCGUGUCUGACCGAGACGGGGGCCGAGUCUCUGAAGGCCAAGACUUCCGACAGGCUGGACACCGUGAUCCUGGAUGUCACCAAGUCAGAGAGCAUCGCUGCGGCCACCCAGUGGGUGAAGGAGCACACGGGAGACACAGGUCUCUGGGGUCUGGUGAACAACGCUGGCAUCUCAGUGCCCACGGCUCCCAAUGAGUGGCUGACCAAACAGGACUUCAUGAAGAUACUGGACGUGAACCUACUGGGGGUGAUUGAGGUGACCGUGAGCCUGCUGCCCCUGCUGAGGAAGGCCAGGGGCCGCGUGGUCAAUGUCUCCAGUGUCCUGGGCCGUCUGUCCCUUUUCGGCGGUGGCUACUGCAUCUCCAAGUAUGGCAUUGAGGCCUUCUCAGAUUCCCUCAGGAGAGAAGUCUCAUUCUUUGGGAUGAAAGUGGCUAUCAUUGAGCCUGGUUACUUCAGGACUACUGCAUCCAAUCAUGAGGUCAUUACUAAGUCUCUCCAGAAUGCAUGGGAUCAAUGCAGUCCAGAGGUCAAGGACAUUUAUGGGGACAAAUACCUGGCAUACGGUUUUCAACUUGCACAGGAGAUGCAAUCACAGGUGUGUGAUGAUCUGACCCUGGUGACGGACUGCAUGGAGCAUGCCCUGAUCUCCUGUCACCCUCGCACACGAUACUCAGCUGGCUGGGAUGCCAAAUUCAAUUUCAUCCCCCUGAGCUACAUGCCCACCUUCCUGGUGGAUGCCCUCCUCAAAUGGAAAGCCGUAAGACCUGCCAAGGCCCUGUGA
Sorex araneus (European shrew) is the source of this 1010-nucleotide messenger RNA. Its product is annotated as retinol dehydrogenase 16-like. Gene Ontology annotation, molecular function: oxidoreductase activity. The coding region runs from base 57 to 1010 and encodes 317 amino acids. NCBI's taxonomy places the organism in Eukaryota, Metazoa, Chordata, Mammalia, Eulipotyphla, Soricidae. The transcript is spliced from 5 exons. The record is from RefSeq and is a predicted model, not a curated record.